AUGUCCAAACUAAGGCCUGAUUACAAAGGGGACCGCACUCCUCACAGCGACGAGCGAACACAGACCGAGGAGCAGCACAGCAGCGACAGUGAGGGAGCUCUCCCUGCAGCCGGCAGCUACACCGAGGCCAGACCGUCCUCUUCUGGUCACAUCAAACGACCCAUGAACGCCUUCAUGGUGUGGGCCAAAGACGAGAGGCGCCGCAUCCUCCAGGCCUUCCCCGACAUGCACAACUCCUCCAUCAGCAAGAUCCUGGGCUCGAGGUGGAAGUCCAUGUCGAACCAGGAGAAGCAGCCGUACUAUGAAGAGCAGGCGCGGCUCAGCAGGCAGCACCUGGAGCGUUACCCUGACUACAAGUACAAGCCCCGCCCCAAACGCACCUGCAUCGUGGAAGGACGCCGCCUCCGCGUCGGCGAGUACAAGGCCAUGAUGAAGAGCAGGCGGCAGGAGCAGAGGGGCCCCUACGCACACAGCCAAUCAGAGCCGCAGCAGAUCCACUACCCGCCGGCCGACGCCCAGUACCACGGAGGGACCGCCCCCGUUUCCGUGGCGACCAUGUCCUUCCACCCGGCGCUGCUGGAGCACUACUUGCCCCAGGUCGGCUCCGCGGUACGGCGAGCCGAGGCCCAGGCCCCGCCCCCUCCGGCCUCAUCCUGGGACAGAGACCUCAGAGACCACACCCCCUACAGCGCUGGGGAGGAGAGCGACGGGGGCGAGCGCAGCGAGGGAGAACUGGUGCUGCUUACUGACUGA
Molecule: messenger RNA, 753 nt
Organism: Knipowitschia caucasica
Lineage: Eukaryota; Metazoa; Chordata; Actinopteri; Gobiiformes; Gobiidae
Source: the annotation of a GenBank genome assembly